This is a messenger RNA of Entrophospora sp. SA101, 166 nucleotides long. The record is from the annotation of a GenBank genome assembly. NCBI's taxonomy places the organism in Eukaryota, Fungi, Glomeromycota, Glomeromycetes, Entrophosporales, Entrophosporaceae.
UCAGGACAAUAUUGAUCGUCUUAGAGAAUUAGAAACCAGAAUUCAAGGUCUUGGUCAUUUCCGCCUUGCUGUCAAUCAUCGUCAACUUGUGGGUGAAAAUCCUGCUUGUCAAAACAUAAACAAACCACCAUCUUCAUCAAUUCGUAAAACAUCAUUAACCACUUAG